Molecule: messenger RNA, 534 nt
Organism: Helobdella robusta
Lineage: Eukaryota; Metazoa; Annelida; Clitellata; Rhynchobdellida; Glossiphoniidae
Exons: 5
Coding region: 1-534 (177 amino acids)
Source: RefSeq, a predicted model, not a curated record
AUGUCACUUGCGGCAGCUCACGUCAACCUCAUCAAGAACGAAAUCGUCGAGAGAGGUUUGUUCGACGUCCUACCUGAAUCAAAGCGCGAAUCGUUCAUCGAAUAUUUUUUAAAAGAAUAUGAAGAGAGAAUUACAAAGUCUCUAUUUCAAGAAAAAGAUUUGGACAGCAAGAACUUCAAAUCCAUAAAUGAGAACAUAACAUCAGUGGUCAGUUGUAGAAGGCAGGUUCCGAUGGAGUGUGUCAGACGUUGGAGGGAGAGGUGUCUGUUGGAGGAGCAGCAUAUUAAUCACCUUGUAAAAUCGAACUGCACACCUCAACCCAAAAUCACUCUACCACCACCAUCGAUGAAUGAUGAAAUUUCAAGUGACAUUGCCUACUACAUAACCGAGAUGAACAAGCUUAAAAGAAUGAAUGAGAAAAUUGGCAAGAAAAUUGAGAUGGUGAAUGAAGUUACGAGACAACUGGCCUCCAAGGACCAGCACCACUUCAUUCACAAAGUGAUGAUGGACAGCACAUUGCAUCAACAUUUCUGA